UGCACAGCUGCUGCUCAGCAUGCCUUGGCUGCUCCAGCUCUGCACGCUCUGACCAUGAGCAGCAAUUCCUCCCUCGUCAAUGUGAAGGGCCUGAGGAACCUCACCACGCUGGAAAAUGGGGCUCUCAGAGUCACCGAGUCUAUUGCGAUAAUCGUCAUUGCCAUUUUCAUCUGCCUGGGCAACCUGGUGAUUGUUGUCACCCUCUACAGGAAGUCCUACCUUCUCACACUGAGCAACAAGUUCGUCUUCAGCCUGACCCUCUCCAACUUUCUUCUCUCUGUUCUGGUGCUGCCUUUUGUUGUCACCAGCUCCAUCAGGAGGGAAUGGAUCUUCGGAGUCGUGUGGUGCAACUUCUCAGCCCUGCUCUACAUGCUGAUCAGCUCAGCCAGCAUGCUCACUCUUGGACUCAUAGCCAUAGACCGGUACUAUGCUGUGCUGUACCCGAUGGUUUACCCAAUGAAGAUUACAGGCAACAGAGCAGUGGUAGCCCUCGUGUACGUGUGGCUGCAUUCCCUUAUUGGCUGUCUCCCUCCCCUCUUCGGCUGGUCGUCGUUGGAGUUUGACCAGUUCAAGUGGAUGUGCGUGGCAGCCUGGCACAAAGAGGCUGCCUACACUGCCUUUUGGCAGAUCUGGUGCGCAUUGCUGCCUUUCGUCGUCAUGAUGAUCUGCUAUGGAUUCAUAUUCCGCGUGGCUAGGAUUAAAGCCCGCAAAAUCCACUGUGGUAGCGUGGUUAUUGUGGAGGAAGACUCACAGAGGAAUGGGAGGAAGAACUCCAGCACCUCCACGUCCUCUUCCGGCAGCCGGAGGAAUGCCUUCCAGGGAGUUGUCUACUCUGCCAACCAGUGCAAAGCUUUCAUAACCAUCUUGGUUGUCAUCGGGGCUUUUGUGAUUACCUGGGGACCUUACAUGGUAGUAAUUACAUCAGAGGCACUCUGGGGAAAGAACAGUAUUUCUCCUGCCUGGGAGACAUUAGCUACGUGGUUAUCGUUUUCAAGCGCCAUUUGCCAUCCACUGAUUUAUGGACUGUGGAACAAAACAGUGCGCAAGGAACUGCUAGGAAUGUGCUUUGGGGAUCGGUAUUACCGCGAGUCUUUUGUUCAGCGGCAUAGGACAUCAAGGCUAUUUAGCAUUUCCAAUAGGAUCACAGAUCUGGGGCUGUCUCCCCAUCUCACUGCCCUCAUGGCAGGCGGACGGCCCUUGGGGAACAGCAGCAGCACAGGAGACACUGGCUUCAGUUGCUCGCAGGAUUCAGGAACAGACGUAAUGCUCCUAGAAGAUUAUAGCUCCGAUGGCCCUCAUCCCCCGCAGUGCAUCUGUCCUCCUCGAAGGAGGAGUUCAGUGACCUUUGAAGAUGAAGUGGAACAAAUUAAAGGUGAGUUUAGGGAAGCUGCAAAGAAUUCAGUUCUUCAUGUAAAAGCAGAAGUCCAUAAAUCUCUGGACAGUUAUGCAUCCAGUUUAGCAAAAGCUAUCGAAGCGGAUGUGAAAAUGAGCUUGUUCGGGGAGGAGGCUUUACCAGGAGCUCUGCUGCCUGUGCGGACUCUGCCAGGAAACAGUAUGAACACACGGCGUAGUACCAGACCCCAUGCCAGCCAGAGACUUCAGCUGCAGAGCAUCGAUGAAGGGAACGUUUGACAAGAAGAGUAACAAGAAAAAGAAGAAGAAGAAACCACUAAGUAUGACCUAAUACAGCUGUUACUGUUUAAACAGAAAUGGGAUACCCCGUUGGAAAGUUUUCAGUGUUUUGUCAAGAAUACUUGAAAGGCAGCUGAAUUACAGUAUAUACUUACAUCAGAAUUUCACAGCAGUAUCUGUUUACAGUUUAGGGUGCUAUUGAGUUUUUUUUUCUUUUUUGUGCCAUGUCUUAAAUCUGUCACACAGUGCAUAAGAACACAGGAUUUGGUUUCAUGGACCACAUCACUGGUCCAUCAGAUCUUGUGUCCAUUAGUGGCCAAAGCUUAUACAGUUAUGAGAAAGGAAAGGUAUAUGCAGUGUUUUAUACAGUAUUGUGGAAAUCCUUUUCUGACCAUGUGGAUAAUCAGGCUGCAUUCCAGAGCUGGAGGUAUGAGUGCUCUGACAGGAGCUUGUGCAUUGAGUAUUUCAUACAGUGUAUUGUUGCAGACUCCCAAAUGAUGGAGUAUGAAUUUGACUGAGGUAUAAAAUCUGAGCUUUCCAGAAAGCUCACGCAGAUUAUGGUCCUAUUUACUCUUGCUAGUAGAUGAUUUUUCCAGCUGUUGAACCAUCAUGCUGUGUCUGAAACUGGAUUACAUGUUGCUUCUCUUUUAUGAGAAGCCAGUUUCUCAGAUGUA
Tinamus guttatus (white-throated tinamou) is the source of this 2306-nucleotide messenger RNA. RefSeq names its product G protein-coupled receptor 161 (gene GPR161). Lineage: Eukaryota; Metazoa; Chordata; Aves; Tinamiformes; Tinamidae. Gene Ontology annotation, molecular function: G protein-coupled receptor activity. Gene Ontology annotation, biological process: G protein-coupled receptor signaling pathway. The record is from RefSeq and is a predicted model, not a curated record. Gene Ontology annotation, cellular component: plasma membrane; recycling endosome.